AUGCUGGAGAAGACGUACACCACAUUCCACAAGGAUCACAUCACCCUGCAACAACAAUACAUGUUGCGAGGAUACACCAAAUUUUCUGAUUUGAUUGUGGCACUCCUAGUUGCGGAGAAAAACAAUGAGAUCCUCAUAAAGAAUCACAUGACUCGACCUGCUGGAUCCAAAGUGUUUCCUGAAGCAAACGCAUUGGAUGUAAAGAAACCGGUGAAAGAAAACAAUUCUUUCCGAGGUCGUGGAGGUCGAAACAAUCCGGACGUGGCGGACGUGGGAGAUACAACCCAAAUAACAAAAGGUCAUUCCAAUGGAAUCGCUCUGAACAAUCUUCAGAAAAAGAGCACCAAGGAAACACCUCCCAGAAGCGAGAGACUUGUUUGUUACAGAUGCGAUACAAAGGACAUUGGUCCCGGAAUUGCCGUACUCCUAGGCACCUUUGUACAUUGUACAAAGAUUCCCCAAAGGCAAAGGAAAAGAAGUAAACCUUGCAGAGCACUCAGAGGGAACAACCCACCUCGAUGCUUCUGA
Molecule: messenger RNA, 528 nt
Organism: Microthlaspi erraticum
Lineage: Eukaryota; Viridiplantae; Streptophyta; Magnoliopsida; Brassicales; Brassicaceae
Source: the annotation of a GenBank genome assembly